This is a messenger RNA of Symsagittifera roscoffensis, 615 nucleotides long. RefSeq lists its product as uncharacterized. Gene Ontology annotation, molecular function: nucleic acid binding. Gene Ontology annotation, biological process: DNA integration. Lineage: Eukaryota; Metazoa; Xenacoelomorpha; Acoela; Convolutidae. The transcript has a single exon. The record is from RefSeq and is a predicted model, not a curated record. The coding region runs from base 1 to 615 and encodes 204 amino acids.
AUGAUUGAUCAUUUUACGAAAUACACAGAGGCAGCUCCCUCCAUGACAGCAUCAGCGGAGGAGACGUGUGAUCAUUUGAUAAAUGAUUGGAUAGCAAGGCACGGAUGCCCGAUCACGUUCCAGUCAGACAAUGGCAUAGAAUUUCAGUCAGACAAUGGCAUAGAAUUCCAGUCAGACAAUUGCAGAGAUCUCACAAAGGAGUUAAUGAAGGAGUCGCAAGUGGCAAAGGUCCACUCGACCACUUAUCCUCCACAAACGAAUGGCCUGGUCGAAAGACAAAAUCGCACACUAGUUUCCACGUUGAGGGUCUAUAGCUCACGAUACCUGGACGACUGGGAUAGGCACUUGCCGCAGGUAAUGGGCACUUACAAUAGCAUUGAACACUCCACCACGGGAAUAAGCCCGCACAUGAUGUUAACAGGCAACGAGAAGGCCGUCCCAUUAACGUUCUUCUACCCUGAGUACGAGUGUAAGAGAACAGCGCCACAAACGUACGUGCAUGACGAGAUCAGGAGGCAACAGGAACUCAAUGAUCCGUACAGGAGAAACACGCAGGAGGCUCAAAACAGGCAGAAAAGGCGGUUUGACAAGAGGACCGCUGAUUCAAAAGCCUAA